AUGGGGGUCUCAACAAUAACUUUGCGUGGGGCAGUAGAAGCCUCCGUGAACGCCGUUGGAGUGGGAACUCCCCACUCGGCAGAACACUGCUGCGACGAUGGUCCUCUGGUGACGCAUCCCCUGCAUAGGAGCAAACCGUUCUGGCCCCCAAAUUACCGCGUUUUGGCAUUGACGUUCGCCUCUCUGGCAGUGCUGUAUUGGGUGUUACGCUGCUUCGACCGUCUGAGGUCUGGGCGGAAGUCAGCUGGCACAUCGAGGGCGCUAGCCGACGUCAACGAAACGGCAUGCCUUGGCGACCACACACAUAAGGAGGGGGGGGAAUCUGAGGAUGGUGGGUCCCCCGAGCCGUCUCAUGAGGCCCCGCAUACGCUGCCAUCUGAGCUUCCCGCGGCCCAAGGUAUGGAAACAGCAGCGGCAAAUGAGGCGUCAGCUCACUUUCCUCAGGAAUGGUCUGAGGCGGAUGGGGAUGCCUUUUGGCAGUGGUAUCCAGAGACUGCAGGUGCUGCAAGUGCGGGGGAGCCGCCUCCUCAGUGGAUGCAAUCUCCGCAGGAGCUCCAGUUAGAUCCGUUGCAUGCCGGUGGCAUAUAUUUUCCGACUGGAGACUUACAGCAAAGUAUGGAUGAACAACCAGGUCUUGCUGCAUAUCCGCUUUUGCAAAGGGUUGUUGAUCAAGUGUCAUAUAUGCAUAUGGCAGCCGGUACAGAUACCUUCUACCCCUAUUCCCAAGAACCAAGUGACCAAGAGUCGGUCCUUCUCCCCUUCGCGUACCCUGAGGGACCAUGGUAUCAAACUCCGCAUAAUCCGAAAGACUCAGCGCAAAUGCAGUUCAAUCACGGUGGGCUGCCCCCACAUCGGGACGGCGAUUCCGCGCCUUCAGAUGAACCGCCCGACGGGGGAUCAGCUGCAGGGGGGCUUACGCAAUCCCGGAAAGUACAAUCCUUGUCACCUUCAAGCCAAGACCCCUUUGGGGAAGGGUAUUCAGGGCCCGCAGGUGAUGCAAGUGCGGCGGAGCCGUCUCUUCGGUGGACGCAACAUCCACAAGAGCUCCAGUUAGAUCCGUUGCAUGUCGGUGACAUCUAUUUUCCUCCUGGAGACUUACACCAAAGCAUGUAUGAACCACCGGAGCUUGCUGUAGAUCAGUUUCUCCAAGAGUCUGCUACUCAAGUGCCAUAUAGCUACUGGGCACCCUACGGAGAUACCUUCUACCCCUAUUCCCAAGAACUGAGUGACCAAGAGACAGUCCUUCUCCCCUUCGCGUACCCUGAGGGAGCAUGGCAUCAAACUCCACAUAAUCCGAUGGAGUCAGCGCAAGUGCAGUUCAAUAAGGGUGGGCUGCGCACUCAUCAGGACGGCUAUUCCACGGCUUCCGGUGGAGCGCCCGAUGGGGGAUCAGGUCCAAGGCACCGUUUCCGGAUUGGUGAGACGUGGAAAGAUUGGGAAGGGCGAGGGUUGCCUCCUCCAGCACGUCAGAAUGUCAUAAAUGUUCUGGACUGGAUGCAUAGAAACGCCUUCAUGUGUAACAGUGUACUUCCUUUUCUUAGCACAGACCAGGGUGGGCGUUUGGCUCUCAUCACUUUGAAGAUCUUGACCAUGGAUUUAGGGGUUUUGUGGCUUGUUCCCGAGGAUCUUGAGCCUGUUCGACAAUCUAUAGGUGACACCCUUUUAGAAUUAGUAGAAAGCACGACAACCUACCAAGGAAAAGACCAAGAAGAAAAUUACAACAUCCAAGAGGUCAGGCGCAUGUCCCCUUUGAUUAGGCAAAUCAUGCUGCGAAGAGACGAGGAGAAACCAGUACCCCCUGAAAAGCGGCCUGCCCGGACGCAUAGUAUGACGGGAUGGGUUCGGAAGAUUAACCUGUAUUUGGCAAGGAUGUUGUGGGAUUUGCCCAUGUUUGCUGAGUCCGCUUCACCUGAGGAUUUUGAGAAAGUAGUAGAGCAAGACAUUAAAGUUUUGAACGCCUUAUGGGAUCUGCAUAAGAAGUACAUCACACAAGACAAAAUCCAUCGACGUCAUGUUCUGGCCUGCCAGAGAAAUUCCAACAACUGGAUGCUUUUUAGCAGUAGAGAGGCAAAUGCUGAGAAAGAAAGUAAAUUCCCCGCAUUCAAGGAAAUCAUUGAGGAAUUUGAGCAGACCGUUAGGAAUGCUGGCGGAAUCCCACUCAUUGCCGCAGGCGUUUCUGAGACUUCGGGGGAUGAUGCCACCAUCCAAACAUAUUCCGAGGUAACGUGGCCAUAUCACCCUCUAAACAUUGCGAAUUCCCAGCGAGGUGUUCAGCUAGGUGUUCCUAUCGCUCCACAGCAGAGCCGGAUGGCCUUUGCAACCGAUCAGAACCGCCACGUCCCAAGCACUGAGUCCAUCUCUCAAGCCUUGUCUCGUGAAGGAUGGUUAGGUGAUCACCCCCCUCCAUGA
Messenger RNA from Eimeria maxima, 2409 nucleotides. RefSeq lists its product as hypothetical. Bases 1 to 2409 code for a protein of 802 amino acids. NCBI's taxonomy places the organism in Eukaryota, Apicomplexa, Conoidasida, Eucoccidiorida, Eimeriidae. The record is from RefSeq and is a predicted model, not a curated record. The transcript has a single exon.